Molecule: messenger RNA, 1222 nt
Organism: Diuraphis noxia (Russian wheat aphid)
Lineage: Eukaryota; Metazoa; Arthropoda; Insecta; Hemiptera; Aphididae
Cellular component (GO): membrane
Source: RefSeq, a predicted model, not a curated record
AUUAGAAACGGCACCCGAUCGAAGUUAUAUAUAGGUGACCAAACGUCUGCGACCGCAUCAGUGCGAGUUUCGACUCAUGCGAACGACGACUUGAGCGACCGUAUCGUUACAAUAUAUUUAUAAUAAAAUAUUAUAGAUAUUAAGUAGACUUACGUACUURGACGUCCAACAUGUCCACCAUCAUCAAGUGGUGUYUCAUUGGGAUCCUUGUCGUCGUGCGAUUUUCGUCUGKCCAUGGCGAUUCCGGUCCGGAAAGGUCGUUUGGCGCAUUUCAGUGCACUUCCGCCGACGGUCCAGGCUUGUGUCUAUUUAAAGGAAUMGUCAAAAACGCCUUGYUGUACGCCGCGAGCCGAAGGGAAGACCUCUCGWCCGUCGGUGGAGGUAGUCAUCUCCAACAGCAGUCCAAAGGCAUCGAGGAAUACCUCCUCGAGCAGAUUCAAAACAUAUUGGGACUGUUUUCGUUCGGGUUCGACCUGCCGGCCGAAGUCACCUCUCCGUGGUCGCUGCUCAAGUCGUCGUUCCUCAACGGUAGAGGCAAAAAGAACAAAAACCUCGGCCCAAUGCUGGCGGCCGGCGUGGCCGUGAUGGCCGGCACGCUGAUGCCGCUGGCGUUCGGCGCGCUGUUCAUGUUGGCCGGCAAAGCGAUCAUGACCAGCCUGCUGGCCAUCACCAUUUCCGGGAUGCUCGGACURAAGACGCUGUUCGGCAAACAAGAACAUGGCCACGUCAAGGCGUACUCCGCCCCGCCGGCGCACUUAACCGAGGCGCAGUUCGAUCAGGAACUGGGCGUGUACCACGGUCAUACCGAGGCCAAAAUGCACAGCUCGUCGGCCAACUACUACGCGGGCGAGUCCAACCCUCCGGGCGCGUACUUUAAGGGCAUACGGCCAUCGCAGCAACAGCAGCACGACAACGGACCCGACCAACCGACCGAGUAUUACACGUCGGCAGGACCGAUGGUGCCCAAUAAAAUCGCCGCGGUGGAGAAAAACGACUAGAUGACUGUAAAUUGUAAAUUUCUAUACCGUAGUAGAUAGCUAUUACAUUUUUGAUGUGUUGUAUAUUUUUUGAUAAUUUAUUGAUGAUCCGCGAACACAUAACAAUUGUAUUCAUCAUUGUCAUUAAUGUUGUUGUUGUUUUUGUUGUUGUCGUUUUUGUCCAUCGACACAGUGUGCAAUUUGAUCUAAAACUUAUUAAUUUAUUGUAACUACUAAAGUGAGUA